This is a messenger RNA of Paramormyrops kingsleyae, 4556 nucleotides long. It is a transcript of the gene zdhhc1, whose product is annotated as zDHHC palmitoyltransferase 1. The record is from RefSeq and is a predicted model, not a curated record. NCBI's taxonomy places the organism in Eukaryota, Metazoa, Chordata, Actinopteri, Osteoglossiformes, Mormyridae. Gene Ontology annotation, biological process: protein targeting to membrane; peptidyl-L-cysteine S-palmitoylation. Gene Ontology annotation, cellular component: endoplasmic reticulum; Golgi apparatus. Gene Ontology annotation, molecular function: protein-cysteine S-palmitoyltransferase activity.
UAUAUCCCGGAAGUAGGGAGCAAAUGGAUAGAGGAUGGGAGAAACCCAUCGACAGGGAAUAGCGAUAUCCAAUUUAACAAAAAUUAGAAAAUCUUUUUCCUGGUUAAGUGUCGCAGACGGCAGUUUACUAACUUCCGUGGAAAUAAACAACCCGAUUAUAUUUAAAAUGCGAUGUUAACGUACCUUAAAUGAAAAUAGUACCAUCUGUCAUCUUAGUUAAUAGUCGUCCGAGGGAUCGACGUUGUCAGGCUAAAGCGAAUAGCUGUUUUCUGCUAACCGGCAGCUCGCUUGCUAACGCAGUGGCAGUUUGGGUCGCAGCUUCGGGUCCUUUUGUAGGGUCCAGUCCAUUUGGAUGGACAAACAGCGCAGCUGUUGCUGCACGAGCUAAAUGGUAGAAUAAAUAUGUUAAAUCGAUGCGUAGCUGAAUAAUGUAGCUGAAGUAUGUCGCUUGGAUGGCGGAAUUUGUCAAAUAGCCACGACGCUUGGUCAGUGUUUGUAGUAGCCAGACGGAGAAGGAUAUGAGGUUUAAUGUGAGAAAAGGGGACCGGGCGUUAUGACGGAGUGAGCUGAGCGCCCAGUUCGGGCGCGGCCUGCGUCUCCGGCGUCUUCAUGUCCCACAGGUCUGGUACCACGUAGCCGCUGUCAUUUGUCCUCAGUGAAAAGAUGGACCUCUGUAGCCGGUAUCCCAACCGUACAGCCCCAGUGGGCGAGGAAGGUGCCCACAGGCCAGAUCUGCCCCUGUGCUCCCGCACCAAUGGCUGGAGCUGGCCCCCCCACCCCUUCCAGCUGCUGGCCUGGCUCCUGUAUGCUUAUUUUGCUGUGGUGGGCUUCGGCGUGUUUGUCCCCCUGCUGCCCCCACACUGGAUUCCCGCUGGCUACAUUUGCACAGGCGUGACGUUUGUGUGUCACCUGCUCGUCCAUCUGACUGCCGUGUCCAUCGACCCGGCUGACGGCAACGUCCGGGCCAAGAGCUACAAAGGGCCCCUGCCCGUGUUUGACCGCACCAAGCAUGCCCAUGUCAUCGAGAACUGCCACUGCUACCUCUGCGAAGUGGCUGUGAGCCCCAAAUCUAAGCACUGUAGCGCUUGCAACAAGUGUGUGGCCAGUUUCGACCAUCAUUGUCGAUGGCUCAACAACUGCGUAGGCAGCAGGAACUAUUGGCUGUUCUUGCACAGUGUGAUCUCCGCACUGCUGGGAGUGUUUCUGGUGGCACUCCUGGCCAGUUACGUGUUUAUCCAGUUCUUUUUGGAUCCCUCCACGCUACGUUCCGACAAGCAUUUCGAAGUGAGCAAUGGGACCUUGGUGUGGUUUGUGUUCCUGCCCGUGGCCCCUGUUUCCACCAGUGGUCCAGCCAUCCCUGCGCUGGCUGGCAUCACUGUGGCCAUCGGCCUCCUGUCCGCCCUACUGCUGGGCCACCUGCUGUGCUUCCACAUGUACCUCAUGUGGAACAGGCUGAGCACGUAUGAGUAUAUUGUCCGGCAACGGCAUCGCCAGGACCCUAAGGGAUCUGCCAAAGGCCCCUCGGAAAGCAACCCAGCACCACCCAGAAACCAACCGACGAAGGAUGUGAGCUAUUCAGGAACGCUGGGUUACACCAAUGCUGAGAUGGAUGUGGAGGAGUCCGUUGCUGUGGCAACACGGGCAGGACCAGAGUUUUGCGGUAAUGGGCGGGUGAGGAGUCUGUCCCCCCAGACGCCGGAGGGUGAGCAUUUUCCUGUUGCGUACGCUGAACACGAACUGAACCGUCACCCCCAGAAACACACGCAGAAGAGGAAGAAACGGAAGGUGCACAAGGUCCCUGCUGAGCUCGCCGAUGAUCGACCCGGGGGGUCCACCAGCAGGCCCCCUGCGGACGCUGUGGAAGCAGACCCCUGUGUGGUCGCCCUGAGCCAGGGCCUCCCCUUCCCAGCAUUCCCUGUGCGGGCUUCCCUGCCCCCUAUGGCCCCCGUGCGGGCAGCCGGCCCCCCCGCUGAAUAUCACUCUGACUCUGCAGAGUCCCUGGAGGAGAUUCCCGUGGUUCUGGCACGACUGGGCAGCGCUGCCCCGGUGGGGUCCAGGCCCCCACGUACGGCCCGUUCUGCCUCGGCCUUCCACCACACCUCCCUCCCUGCCACCGCCGUGCAGCACACAACCUCCCCCCAGCUCAGGCCCAAGCGCAAGGCCCCCCCACGCAGACCAGCUGGCCAAACGCUGGAGAUGGUAGCCCAGGAGCCGGCCGUGUUCGUCAGCCGGAGUAGUGGACAGAGCCCCUGCGCUUGGGAUGGGCCCAGCCCCAGGACAGGAACCCCCUCAGCAUAGGGAGGCUGGGCUGUGGUGGGCGGGGCUUCCCUGACUCUGGUGCUUAUCCAAUUGCAGCUGAUUGGAGGACAUGCCGUGUGAUGCCUUUGGUCUUCUGGUGCCAUAAAAGCAGCGUGUCUCCACACGCUUACCACUCCUACAAUAAGGUGACGGUGGAAUCCUCAUUCCUAGUGAAUCGCUGCACUUCCUAAUACUAUGACUCCAAGAGAUAUUUUUAUAGUAAAUGUUUUAUUUAUUCUUAUUAUAAAUGCCAAAGCUUAUAAACAUUCUAUUUCUGAAAGACAAUAGCUUAUUUAUUUAUAUGGAAGUAAAUUUGUUCCCCGGUACAAUUGCAUUACCUCAAAAUAUAGAUUCUUUUUUUUUUUUUUAUAUAUAUGUCCACUUUCAAAUUUUAUUCAGCCAUCUCUGCACUUUUGUAAAAAUCUUUCUCUUGUACUAUUGCAUCCAUCCCUGUGUUGUGAUUAAGUCACUGUGGAUUGGCUGGGAGCUUUGCACGAAGAAAAAUUUUGCAUCCUGUGUAAGGAGAGCGAAACGCCUGAACCGAAUCCGGCUGUGUUCAUGUUCACAGCCUUCCCUGUUCGCCUCGGCCCAUAAGCGUUUCCUGAUGACGGCUUGAAUAAACGGGCUUGCGUUGCGGCCCUGUGUUCAGUCUCUCUGGUCGCGUCACCAUGACGUUGGCACAUCCCCUGUGUCAUGCUGCAUGGAUGCUUUCAGGCUGCAGAGGAGUCUGGGAGAUGCAGGAGCGCAUGGCCCCAUGCGACGUGUGUGCCGUGUUGUGUGAGCGGUAAGUGGCAUGGGAUUGGCGCUGGAGUUCGAGCAGCCAGGCCGAGGCGUGGCAAAGCGUGGCAGACGGCUCACCCUUCCUAUUGCUGCCUUCGUUUUCUCCCUGCUGUCGCUAAACCCCAAAUGAAAAGGUCCCGGUAACUUGCCGGCUAUGGCAGCGCAGCGCCAGGCCGGGAGCCCAGCGGCCAGCAGCACCCUGGAGAGCUGCUCUGCCAGAGCGACCUCGCUUUCAUCCUGCCAGUCAUUUUGGUUUAUUUUCGGUUCCUGAAGAGGAUUCAGUUCCCAUCCGCGCUGCCAGCGAGUAACAACCUGUUUCUCUUUUAUUUAUUUUUUUGCCCAACAAAUGCAGAACCAAGACUGCAGGUUUAACGGCUCAUGAGACCAUCCACGGCUUCCUUUGGUUCUCUGUGAGGACAUUAAAAUGAUCAAGGCCUUAUGUCUAAUAGCCUGAAGUUUUGGCUUAAUUCAGGUGUUCAGUCGGUGGUCCCUGUUAGGUUUGGUGUGGUAUGUUAACAGGAUUCCAGUGUGUGCUCAGUGGCCUUCACUGGAUUCAGCUCUGUAAGCCAGAAGGAGGGGACUUUGUCAUAAGACCCAGUGCUGCAGCCAAACCAGAGCAGUGACCCCUCCCCAAUCACCUCUGCCAGGGUCAAAGCACAAUAGGAAGGUCAAAAUCAGUGAGCCAAUCUAAGACUCGCUAAUCCAGAUGAUGUUUUACAAAAGCCUUUUUAUGUAUCCCUAUUCUCAGUUAGUGUCCAGCAAUCGCUAAAAAUAACCUUUGCUUUUCAUUGCUCGAGAUCUUCCCUGGCUCGAAUCAUCGAUGUAGUUUGUUUUCUCGGAUGACACGCGCCACAGAAAUCGCUGGAACUUUCUGUUCCUGAUGCAGCUCUCAGCUCUCAUGGGGGUUCCAGCUCUGGUAUACAGCUGUGAUGUGACGGUCCAGUACAACUAACCCCCCCCCCCCCCCACUGGAAAGUCACAACCCUGCUUUGUGUGCUUUGUACGUAUUGUGCAUUGUUUUGCUGGGACGGUCUUCUCUGGCACCCCCAAUCCUGCCAGCUGCCACUAAGUCAUCCUGCACCACAGCGGAAUAGUGAGGGUCUCCAUGGAAACGGUGACGAUUUCAUAACAGUGUCAGUGAAGACAUUUUGAAAUGAAAGGGGACUGAGACUGUCUGUGAGAGGCCAGCUCCAGUGGGCAGCCGGUCGUGUGACCAGGACAGUGCCCUUUCCUGUCCAUCCAUGUUUGUCUUAAAUCAGCUGUACUGAUCAAUGUCAUUGUCUCUUUAUACACAUUUUAUUUAAUAAAACCGCAAAGAGCUAAAUGCACCCGAAGGGCCUGCUGUUGUUAAUAUGACAUUCUCAGAGUCUUUGGAAGCAUUCAGCUAUGUGACCUUUGCGUCUUCAAUGCCUGUCUCAUUUUAUACAUCUGAAACAGGUCUGUAUUUUGUAAUUAAACUAAUUUUCCUUUGCGUGUAA